AUCUGAUAUUACAGUGUAGAUUGUGAUGUCACUGGGCGCAGUUAUAGGUGACGCAUUUUGAGGUGUUCGUCCAAAACUAAGAUGUCGUUAAAGGAAUCAGGCAAAAGAUUAAUACCGUUUGCAGCUGCUGGCCUAGGAAUUUUUCAAGGACUGGUAUGGACGAUUCUUGCAAUACUAGGUAUAGUAUCUCGCUUUCUCGUGAUAGACCAAAUAUCAUGGAUUACCCACUCGGAAAAAUUAAGCAAUACCUUAACUGCAAUAAUGCAGAAUGAUGCAUCUGAUGGUCCAUUGACAGGCGUAGGGUUGUUUGCAGUCACAAUUGUGUACCUCGUCAUGUCAGUCCUUUGGGUUAUUUUGUCGUCAAUAUUAUUUAUUUGUACAAGGGCACAACGUCACGAUUAUUUGAAUGGAGUAAGAGUUGCAUGGGGAGUGCUAACGCUAGUCAUAUGCAUUUAUGACGUGAUCGUUACAGGAAUGUUGGGAGCUAAUUACAAGGAAUAUCUUGAUUUGUAUAACUCCACCCAUGCCUCGGGCGUUCUAUACGUACUUAUUGGAUAUGGUACUUUAUUUUCUCUUGCAGCUCGUGGAUACGUCUUAUGGAUUAUUAAUUUAGUGGCUUCUAUCUUAAUGUUAAGAGGUGAACUUAAUCAAAAGACGAAGGCAAAUACCGACAUCUACGACUCAAGUACAAUCGAUGCAUUUGACGAACCCAGAACUCCAUAUCCAGGUCACAACAAUCCUGCCUAUGGUUGGGAGAAUGAGCAACCGAAGUUCGAUGCAAGACCGUCAUCCGGCAACCACGACUAUCCAGGAGGAAACAAUUCCCGGCCGCAAGCAGAUCGUGUCGCUGGAUUGGGAAAGCAGGGUCCUAAAAGUUAUCCACAAAAUAUUUUGCCUGCGGAACAGCCGAAUAAUUACCGAUAUCCCACUCCGCACAUACCUCAACCUGAUUACUACCCUCCGCAGCAAUCUAAUCCCGCCAUGAAGAGAUUUCCGCCGCCUCCUCCUAACCCUAAGUUUAACCGUAAUGAAAGGUAUUAAAAAUUAGUGAUUGCCGCCUUUGACUAAAUUAAAAUACACGGUUAUGAUUCAUUGCUUAGCUAUAUUUUGUCAUUGCGUUUGUUAUAUUUGAAGAAAUACAAAAGAAGUUGCAGAAA
Messenger RNA from Photinus pyralis (common eastern firefly), 1157 nucleotides. RefSeq lists its product as uncharacterized. Bases 82 to 1041 code for a protein of 319 amino acids. The transcript has 6 exons. Lineage: Eukaryota; Metazoa; Arthropoda; Insecta; Coleoptera; Lampyridae. The record is from RefSeq and is a predicted model, not a curated record.